GUGGUGGUCUCAUCCUGAGAGCGGGGCCAGUGCGUCUCUGUGAACAUGCCCACCGUCCAGAAGACGUUGAUGUACUCGGUGAGCUUCCUCUCCGGCUUGGGGUCUUUCAUCGUCAUCUGCGCUGCCCUGGCCACUCACCGGUGGAUCAGCAGCACCAUCCUCAUCAGCGACGCCUCGUCCAACGGCAGCAUUUUCAUCACGUACGGGCUCUUCCGCGGGGAGAGUCACCAAGAAUUCAGCCAAGGGUUGGAAGAGAUGACAAAACACUUUGCAGUCCUAGGGCUGCUGGCGGCCUCUGUGGCGAAGACCCUGCAGACGGUGGUGGUGCUCCUGUUGGCGCUGGGCCUGGCGGCCUCGGGGCUGGGCUGCGUCUUCUGUUUCUACAACGCGGUCAGCAACCCCUACCAGACCUUCCUGGGCCCCCCGGGCGUCUACACCUGGAGCGGCCUGAGCGCCUCCUUCGUCCUGGUGGGCAUGGUUCUGUUCGCAGUUAACACACAGUCCAGCCGCGUCUCCGAGGACCUGGUGCAGAAGCUCUACCCCGUCUACCCCACCUCCAGCCACAAGGGGGUGACGCACAGCUACGGCCUGUCCUUCUGGCUGCUGCUGCUGGCCCUGGCGCUGGACGUGGUCACCACGGUGGUCAUCGCCUUCUACCAGAGGGCCAGGAGCCAGCAGCGGCAGGAGCAGAGGAAGCCCGUGGAGUCGGCACCCCGGGACGGCAUCCUCUUCUGAGCCCCUGGCCUGUCCCCCGUC
This is a messenger RNA of Erinaceus europaeus (western European hedgehog), 756 nucleotides long. It is a transcript of the gene CLRN3, whose product is annotated as clarin 3. NCBI's taxonomy places the organism in Eukaryota, Metazoa, Chordata, Mammalia, Eulipotyphla, Erinaceidae. The transcript is spliced from 3 exons. The record is from RefSeq and is a predicted model, not a curated record. Bases 46 to 735 code for a protein of 229 amino acids.